AUGGUGCAGCUCGGGGGCAGCCGCCCAGCCCCACCGCCGGCCCCGGCCGCGCCGCCGGCCUUCAGCAUCGACAGUAUCCUGCAGGUCGGACCCCGCCGCCCGGCCCGGGAGCAGGGCAGAGCACGCUGCGCGCUGCCGAAGGAGGAGGAGGAAGAGGGGCCUGCGGAGCAAGACUCCAGUAAAGGCUCCAGCAACUCGGGCAGCGAGCCCCGCCGGCUCGGGGACGAGGAGAAAAACCGCGGCCUCAGCCCGGAGGCGGAGGGUGGCGGCGGGGUGGGUUCCCCGCUCCCUGCGGAGGGGAUGAGCGGGGUCCCGCAGCCGCCGCCACGGGAGGCCGGGGGCUGCGGCGGGGAGAGCGGCAAGUCGCCGGCGGCGGGCGGCAGGAAGAAGACGCGGACCAUCUUCUCCAAGAGCCAGGUCUUCCAGCUGGAGUCCACCUUCGACGUGAAGCGCUACCUGAGUAGUUCGGAGCGGGCCGGGCUGGCGGCUGCGCUGCACCUCACCGAGACCCAGGUGAAGAUCUGGUUCCAGAACCGCCGCAACAAGCUCAAGAGACAGAUGUCGACCGAGCCCGAGGGCCCGGGCCCGGCGGAGCCCCCCGGGGAGCCACCGCCCCCCGCCGCCGCCGCGGCUCUCUCCUUCCCGGCCAUUUACAAGGACAGCCCCUUGCUCAGUCGCUGCUUGCUGCCGCUGCCGUUCCCCCUGCUCUACCCAGGCAGCGCCAUCCCCUACCUCUGCCUUCCCGGGCCCGGCAAACACUUCAGCCUGGUGGACGGGGAUGUAUAG
This is a messenger RNA of Strigops habroptila (Kakapo), 786 nucleotides long. Its product is annotated as homeobox protein HMX1-like. Gene Ontology annotation, biological process: regulation of transcription by RNA polymerase II. Lineage: Eukaryota; Metazoa; Chordata; Aves; Psittaciformes; Psittacidae. The record is from RefSeq and is a predicted model, not a curated record. Bases 1 to 786 code for a protein of 261 amino acids. Gene Ontology annotation, cellular component: nucleus. Gene Ontology annotation, molecular function: DNA-binding transcription factor activity, RNA polymerase II-specific; RNA polymerase II transcription regulatory region sequence-specific DNA binding. The transcript is spliced from 2 exons.